Molecule: messenger RNA, 1564 nt
Organism: Gavia stellata (red-throated loon)
Lineage: Eukaryota; Metazoa; Chordata; Aves; Gaviiformes; Gaviidae
Gene: BNIP3
Product: BCL2 interacting protein 3
Exons: 6
Coding region: 43-657 (204 amino acids)
Biological process (GO): mitochondrial outer membrane permeabilization; positive regulation of apoptotic process
Cellular component (GO): mitochondrial outer membrane; mitochondrial envelope; nucleus
Source: RefSeq, a predicted model, not a curated record
UGCGUCGCUCCGCCGCGGCGGCAGAGGAGCGGAGGCCGCGCCAUGUCGCGGCUCAGCCCGCAGGAGGAGAACUUGCAGGGUUCCUGGGUAGAACUCCACUUCAGCAGUAAUGGAAAUGGCAGUGGAAACACUGUCACUCCGACGAGCCAAGAACAAGUACCAGCCUCUAUUUCCAUUCACAAUGGUGACAUGGAGAAAAUACUCCUUGAUGCUCAACACGAAUCUGGAAGAAGCAGUUCAAGAGAAAGUUCACAUUGCGACAGCCCUCCUCGUUCUCAGACACCUCAGGACAGUCACAGAGCUUUGGAAAUAGAGAGUCACAGCAGUGGAGAAAAGAAUAGUUUUCAGUCUGAAGAAGAUUUUCUUGAAAGGAGGAAAGAAGUAGAAAGGCUCCUGAGGAAGAAUGCAGAUUGGAUAUGGGAUUGGUCCAGCAGGCCAGAGAACAUCCCACCGAAGGAAUUCCUUUUUAAACAUCCCAGGCGCACAGCUACUCUCAGCAUGAGAAAUACCAGUGUAAUGAAGAAAGGGGGGAUCUUUUCAGCAGAAUUUUUGAAGGUUUUCCUUCCAUCUCUGCUUCUUUCUCAUUUGCUUGCCAUUGGACUAGGGAUCUACAUUGGAAGACGCCUUACGACCACAGCUUCAAGCAGUACUUUUUAAAGGCACCUGCAAAGAAAACACUCAUCUGGCAAUAGAGGAGGUGGGCAGCAGAAGCGUCUGAGCUAGCGAUGACUACGUGAUCAGUGUGUAAAUGUUGUGUUCCUAGUUUAGUAAGAAUGGGAAGAGAGGUACGAAGGCUAAUGCAUCAUAUAUAGUCUUCUGGAUCUUUUGGAUGCAUUAACAUCUGUUAUAUUGCUUUGUAGUGAAGUAUCUUUGAAAAUUAAAAAACUUGAUGUUUAAAAACAAUCGUAUCUUUAAUAUAGCAACUGUGAUUCAGCUAGGUAUUCAUCUAAACUGCUGUUUCUUUGUACUUCAUAGAUGGGAAUAUUUGUCACUGCUGCUGUAAUCGUGACAGUAGGGGAUUAGCCCAAAACAAUGUGUGGCCUUAUGUGUCAUAUAUGGGAAUUCAGAGAAGCUUUUACCUCGCUGGAGGCAGUUUCUUCCUAACUUAGAUUCUCCUUAGCUCUCUCUCACGUUUGUGUGAGGUGUGAAAUGUUGAGAGAGGCAGUUGGCUGGAAGAAAUGAGCACGAGUGAAAUUUCCAUCAGUUUUCACUAGUUCACAGUGUGAUGCACAACAGCCUGAAUUAAAAUUUGGACUUUAGUGCCUCAUAAACAGCUUCUUUGGCGAAGACAUUUAUUUAACUCCCAACUCAUAGAAGUUCCUUCUGUUGUGUCUACUUGCAGACUAUUGCUUCUCAGUCAUUUUAUCUGUAAAAUAAUAAACUUGCAUCUUAUAUUUGCCUCAUCCUUGUAUAGAUUUAAAAAAGGGUUGCUUGCUUAUUUGUUUUUACUAAUGGAAUGCCUUUUCAUUCAGUGAUUUUACCUUAUUUAAUGAGGAAGAAAACGAAUGUUUGCCAAAAUACUGUGUUUUUAUAUAUUUAAAUAAAAACGUUCCUUGUGGAUUCA